AUGAGGGACCUUGCCGCGCGAGCGUUGGGCGCGAAUCAUGUGUGGGUGUCCCUAUUCCUCGGUGUGUGCAUGCAGUUAUGCGCCGGCACCCUCUACUCAGUCACAGCAUGGGGGGUGACGCUGAAGGAGGUGGCAGGGUGGAACUCGGAUGAGUCCUUGGGCGUCGCGGAGACGGUGGGCACGAUGGGCAUCAACAUCGCGUUUCAUAACGGAUUCCUCGUCGACCGUCUCGGAUCGCGACCCAUGUCCGCGGUUGCGGCGCUCGCGCUCUUCUCCGGGUGGCACUUGCUCGCGAACGUCGCGUCCUCGGGAGGAUCGCCGAGUGCGGCUGCACUUGCCCUCUGGCUCGUUGGGCAGGGAAGCAUCACCGCGUUCAUGUGUUCACUGGACGCGAACGUGGGAAACUUCAGCGAGGAGAACCAGGGCAAGGCGCACGGCUUGCUGCUGAGCGGUUUCGGAGGAAGCGCGGCGCUCUUCGCGACGGUGUACAGGUCGCACUUCGCGGGCGUUCCGACGGCGCUUCCAUCGUUCUUUCGGGGCGCCGGGUACGUGACUGCCGUGGUGUGCAUCGCGGGUGCCCUUCUCUUGAAGGACGCUCGCCACGGCGACAAAUCCAAGGCACGGCGAGUCGUGUGCGAAGAAGGUGAGGAAGGAGAAGGACCAGAGUUGGUCGGAAGUCGCGAACGGAGCGAUGGGAUUGAGAUGUCGACAAUGAGCAAGGAUGGCGGGAUGUCUCGGGCACAGAUGGAAAGUUUCGCAAACCUUCACGCGACGACCCAUGGAACAGAUGAUGGCGAGGACGAAACCACAUGGCAGUACCUAAGAGGUGUAGCCGGCAGACCUCUGUAUUGGGUUAUUUUCGUGAUUGUCGCGUGUACCAUAGGCACGGCCCUGCUUUGGGUGAACGAGGCGGGUUCCUUCACUCACGUGUUGACGGGGUCAAGAAAGGGACUCUCGAACAUGGUUGUGGCAUUCUCUCUAGGGAACGUUUUCGGCAGACUCGGCGCGGGAUGGGCGUCCGAUGUCGUGGAGCUUUCGUUUGGCGCACCCAGAUCCGUGUUCCUUACAUUUGGUGGGGGCCUGUUUUCUGUGUCCAUGGCGGCGCUCGCGGGCAGCGAGAGAACCUCGUCGUCAUCCAGGAUGUUUUCAGCUAUUGGAGUUGGACUGGCUGAAGGAACCGUAAUGUCAUCGUGGACUGCAAUCGUGAGACGAUCGUUCGGCGCAGAGAGGUUUGGACUCAACCUGGCUGUGUAUAACUUUGCGAUGGCAAUCGGUAGCGGCAUUUUGAACGGGCUCGCAGCAGCGGCCACGGAAACAGAGGACGAGCAGAAGGAAAUUAAUAACCUCCGGUUGGUGUUUUGGGUGGCAGCCGUGUUCAAUGCACUCGCCGCUGUGAUUGGGAUUGUGGCGACGAGGAUCCUCAGGGAAGAGAACGCACGGAUGGGGUAUCAAAUGACGAUAAUUUAG
Molecule: messenger RNA, 1467 nt
Organism: Micromonas commoda
Lineage: Eukaryota; Viridiplantae; Chlorophyta; Mamiellophyceae; Mamiellales; Mamiellaceae
Product: major facilitator superfamily
Exons: 1
Coding region: 1-1467 (488 amino acids)
Biological process (GO): transmembrane transport
Cellular component (GO): membrane
Molecular function (GO): transmembrane transporter activity
Source: RefSeq, a predicted model, not a curated record